Messenger RNA from Aspergillus pseudotamarii, 477 nucleotides. RefSeq lists its product as uncharacterized. NCBI's taxonomy places the organism in Eukaryota, Fungi, Ascomycota, Eurotiomycetes, Eurotiales, Aspergillaceae. Bases 1 to 477 code for a protein of 158 amino acids. The record is from RefSeq and is a predicted model, not a curated record. The transcript is spliced from 3 exons.
AUGAACCUCUCAAUCGAGAAUAACCCCAAAAUCAAGUUCCGAUUGCAUGUCAUCAUCGGCUCCUUGCUCUUAUUAACCUUCGUCCUUGUUAUCGCGCGAGUGGCCGACAAGGGUACGCCGUCAAGCCGGACUAACACAUGGGGUAUUGCGGUGUGCCUAAAAUCAGCAGUCUUUAUGACAUAUCAAGUCGUCACCGCUCACGCCGCGAGAUUCAAACGCUGGGCAAGUAGCAAAGCGAAUAUGAUCCUGAACAUCAUUGAUACUAUCUUCUGGUUCGCCCUGUUCAUCAUAUCCAUCAUGGGGACCUCGGGUUCCCACAGCACCAGUAGUCGUGCAUUGGGUGUUAUUAUAAUUAUUUUGGCUCUUGCUUUAUGCGGUCUCGCUGGCUUCCUAUCGUUCAUCUGUAUCCGCGAACGACGAUAUUAUAAGCAGCAUGGUUCACUCCCUGGCGGAGCCAACUCCAAGUCCCCCUGUUAA